Moneuplotes crassus is the source of this 3376-nucleotide messenger RNA. The record is from the annotation of a GenBank genome assembly. NCBI's taxonomy places the organism in Eukaryota, Ciliophora, Spirotrichea, Euplotida, Euplotidae.
CAAAAUUAAUAUGUCUGCUUUUGUGCAUGAUCCUUGUGACUAAUGCACUUCGUAUAAAGAGUGCGGAUAGAAAUCUUUCUCGGAUGCAGACGUCUGCUAGUGGGAGUAGACUGCAAAGUACCUUGCAUGGGGGAAUUCCAUCCCGCUUGCAACAGGAUGGCAAUACUGAAGAACCUGAGGAAGAGAAUGCAGACGAACUCGCUGCUGAAAUCUUUGCUGAUGAGGAAGAACCAACUGAACAACAAGAUAUUAUUCAGAGCGAUAUCGAAGCACAACAAGAACAGGCUGAAGAGCAAGAAGAAGCUGAGGAGAACUCUGCAGAAGCAGCUGAAAUUUCAAGUGAAGUCGCUGAAGCUGAUGCUGAAGUAGAGGACGCUGAUAAUUCAGCUCAAGCUGCUCUCAACUUGGCUCAAGAAUCUGGAAAUGAAGACGCUAUUAAUGCCGCCAAUGAUGCUCAAGAUGAUGUUGAAGCUGCAGAAGAAGCAGAACAGAAUGCUGAAGAAUUAGCUGAAAUUGCAUCUCAAACAGGAGAUGCUGAUGAUUUGGAAGCUGCUGAAGAAGCUCAAGAUGAUGCAGAUGAAGCUGCUGAGGCUGCUACCGAAUCUGCAGAAGAAGCUCAAGAACAAGCUGAAGAGGCUGUUGAAGAAGCUGCUGAAGAGGCAGAGGAAGAAGCUGAAGAAGAAGCUGAAGAAGAGCAACAAGAGGAAACUGAUGAAGCUAAUCAAGAAGUUAGCGAAUCCCAAGAUGAGCUGGCAGAAGUUCAAGGAGAAGAAGAAAGUGCUCAAGAAGAAGUAGCUGCCUCUGAAGAGGCAAUUGAUGAGGCUGAAGAUGAUGUACAAGAGAAUGAGGAAGCUUUGGAAGAUGCUGAAGAUCAACUACAACAAGCUGAAAAUGAAGGAGAUCAAGAAUCUAUUGAAAAUGCUCAAGAUGCUAUUGAUCAAGCUGAAGACAAUUUGGAAGAAACAGUUGAUAAUCUCAAUGAAGCAGAAGAGAAUGUUGAAGAAGCUCAAACUGAAUUAGAUGAGGUUGAAGAAGAUGUUGAAGUACAAGAAGCUGGAGCAGAUUCUGCUGAGGAGGUUUUGGAUGAUGUUGAAGGUGGAGAAGAUAUAGCAACUGCUGAAGCCGAAGUCGAAGCAGAAGUCGAAGCCGAAGCCGAAGCUGAUGCUGGAGAAGAGACUGCUCCAUCAGAAGAUGAUGAAAUUAACGAAAUAAUCGCUGAAGCUGAAGAAGCACAAGAAGAAGCUGAAGCUGCUUCUACAGAAGCUGACGCUGAAACUCAAGAAAUGAUUGAGGAAGCUGAAGCAGAAACUGAGGAAGCUGAAAAUGAAGCUGAGGCAGCUGAAGACCAAGCUGAAGCUGAAGAAGAAAUUCAAGAGGAUAUUGAAGAAGCUGAGGCAGAUGUUGCUGAAGCUGAGGAUAAUGCUGCCGAGGCUGAAGAUGCCAUAGAUGCUGCUGAAGAGGCUGCUGAUAACGCAGAAGCUGAAGUUACCGAAGAUCAAGCAGCAGUUGAGGAAGCUGAAGAAGUUCUUGAGGAAGCUACUGCUGAAGGAGAUGAAGAGGCUAUUGAGGAUGCCCAAGAUGCUGUUGAAGAAGCAACUGAUGAGCUUGGAGACUCAACCGAAGAUCUCGCUGAUGCUCAAGAAGAAGAAGCUGAUGCUCAAGCAGAUCUUGACGAAGCUGAGGCUGAAGUUAAUGAAGAACAAACUGAACUAGACAUUGAAGAACAAACUGAAGAAGCUAUUGAAGAUGGAGUAGCUCCAGAAGAAGCUGAAGAGCAAGCUGAAGAAGCUUUGGCUGAUGAUGGAGUUGAAGAAGUCGAAGAUGGUGAAGAGCCAGUCCCAGCUGAAGAAGUAAUUAUACCAGAAGAUGACGGAGUUGAAGAAGUCGUAGGUGGAGAAGAACCUACUCCAGUUGAAGAGGCUCCAGUUGAAGAUGACAAUAUUGAAGAGGUUACUCCUGAAGAAGUUGCCUCAGAGGAAGCUGCUCCAGUAGUUCUCCCAGAAGCUGCUUCUGAUGCUGCUCAAGAAGCUGUUCCAGUGGUUGUCCCAGGAGUUGCUCCAGUCGCCCCUGAAGCUGCCCCUGAAGCUGCCCCGGAAGCUGCCCCGGAAGCUGCCCCGGAAGCUGCCCCGGAAGCUGUCCCGGAAGCUGCCCCGGAAGCUGCCCCGGAAGCUGCCCCAGAAGCUGCCCCAGAAGAACUUCCAGAAACUGACGACAACACAGAUGUUAAUGAAGUUACAGAUGACAACGAAGUUGUUGUUGAAAUUCCAACUGAAGGAUCUCCAUUUACCACCCAAGAAGAAUUCGACGAUCUUGAAAGUCAAUUUGAAGGAAUGGAUGACCGUGUUGGCAGUCUCGAGGACCAAAUGGCUGAAAUGGAUAUGUCUAGUGCUAGUGAGACUCAAGACUCUAUUGAAGACUUAGAACAAGAACUUGACGCUGUCGAAGCCCAAGUUGAUGAAACCAAUGAUGUAAUGAAUGAUGUUGCCACUCAACAAGAAGAAAUCGAAGAAGCUCAAGCUGAAGUUCAAGAAACUCAAUCUGAAAUUGAGGAAACCCAAGAAGAAGUUGUUGAAGACCAACAAGAAAUUAAUGAAGGUCAGAAUGAAGUUCAAGAUGCUCAAGAAGAAAUUGAGGAAACUCAAGAUGAUGUUGCUGAAGACCAAGCUGAGGUUGAAGUUACUGCUGAAGAAGUUCAAGGAGAAGCUGCUGACGUUGAUGCUUCUGUUGAAGAUGCUGAAGCCGCAGCUGAAGAUGCUAGUGAAUCAAUAGAUGAAGCUGAAGAUGCUGCUGAUGAAGCUGUAGAAGAAGUUGAUGAGGCUGCUGAUGUAGCUGAAGAAGAAGUCAAUGAGGAGACUGAAGAAGCAGUUGAAGAAACACCUGAAGAAGAGCCAGAAACCAUAGAUAAUUUGGCUCCAGUUAAUGAAGAUGGAAAUCCAAUUCUUGAUGCAGAUACCCUAGAAGAUAACUUAGAGGAAGUAGAAAAUGUCGAAGAUGCCAUAAAUGAACAGAUUGCUCAAUUAUCAGGAGCUCCAUUGGAUAAUGCAGUUGCUGAUGCUGCUGCUGCUCCAGUCGAUGCUGCUGCCACUCCAGUUGAUGCUGCUGCCGCUCCAGUUGAUGCUGCUGCCGCUCCAGUUGAUGCUGCUGCCGCUCCAGUUGCUCCAGCCGAUGCUACAGUUGACGCUCAAGCAAAUGCCUCAGUUGAAGCACCAGUCAAUGUUGCUGUUAAUGGUCCAGCUAUCGCUGCUGCAAAUGCUGCUCCAAAUGCUGUUGUCAACGGUGCUGCAUCAGAAGAAAUUCCAGUCUCUGAAUAAGCAGAUUAAAUUUGGGCCUGUUUCCAAAUUAGAAUUGACUAAUUUUAAUAAAACCAAUAUUAAAU